CACCGAGCUCUCGCGACGACAGGAGCUUCUCGAACACUUUCGAACACUUCUCCCGCGCCCACUGACAUCCAUCCACACCUCACCGAUCGCCCGCAUAUCAUAUACAGCCCCGCGACAUAUCUGCUCCGACAACCCUCCUCCACACCGGCGCUUCCCCAAACCUACUCCCCUCUUCGGCACAGGGAACCGCACCCGAGACACCCCUAAGCCGCUUACAGCCAAGUCCCCUCAAGAUGGGCGGGCAGCUCUCCAAGAUGAUGGGCAAGAUCUUCGGAUCGAAGGAGAUGCGCCUCCUGAUGCUGGGCCUCGACGCCGCGGGCAAGACCACGAUCCUCUACAAGCUCAAGCUGGGCCAGGACGUCACCACCAUCCCCACAGUCGGCUUCAACGUCGAGACGGUCACGUACAAGAACGUCAAGUUCAACGUGUGGGACGUCGGCGGCCAGGACAAGAUCAGGCCACUGUGGAGGCAUUACUUUAGCGGCACCCAGGGAUUGAUCUUCGUUAUCGACUCGUCGGACCGGGCGCGGAUGGACGAGGCAAGACAGGAGCUGCACCGCAUCAUCAACGACCGGGAGAUGAAGGAUAGCCUGCUGCUGGUGUUUGCGAACAAGCAGGAUCUCGACAAUGCCAUGAAGCCCCAAGAAGUAACCGAGGCCCUCCAGCUGUCCAAGCUGAAGGACAAGGUCUGGUACGUCGUGCCCAGCUGCGCCACCACGGGCGAGGGCCUCCUCGAGGGCCUGGCCUGGCUGUCCAACAACGUCAAGGCCCAGCCCGCCCCGUCGAAGAAGUAGCCGGGGAGCCCCGGGUCUGCCGCGGGCUGGAGGAAAGGCGCGGGGGGGACCGUGUCUCGGGUUAUCUUCUUCAUUUUUUAAUUAUCUAGAGGACACCUCCUUCACAGUUCGACGAGGUUUAUCUUCUUUCCCUCUGCUGCCACC
Molecule: messenger RNA, 938 nt
Organism: Phialemonium atrogriseum
Lineage: Eukaryota; Fungi; Ascomycota; Sordariomycetes; Cephalothecales; Cephalothecaceae
Product: ADP-ribosylation factor family-domain-containing protein
Exons: 3
Coding region: 234-794 (186 amino acids)
Biological process (GO): vesicle-mediated transport; intracellular protein transport
Cellular component (GO): cytoplasm
Molecular function (GO): GTPase activity; GTP binding
Source: RefSeq, a predicted model, not a curated record